This is a messenger RNA of Knipowitschia caucasica, 2271 nucleotides long. NCBI's taxonomy places the organism in Eukaryota, Metazoa, Chordata, Actinopteri, Gobiiformes, Gobiidae. The record is from the annotation of a GenBank genome assembly.
AUGUCUGUGCACCAAAAGAAACAUGAGAAGAAGCCUGCUCGGUUGAAAAAACAGCAAGAUUUAAUAAGAAGGUGUGAUGGAUUCCCGGUCCACUCCAGUCGGCUCUACGGCACAGACUCGUCCUUAAGCAGCGAUCGCUUCUCCAGGACCUCCAGCUACAAGACAGACUCCGAACCACAGUGUUCCCGUCUCAGAGAUUAUGGAGGUUCUGACAGCCGCAGUGCGAGCUGGAGGCUGCCCUCUUCGCUGACGACCUCCACAAGAGCUUAUGAUCGUCCCUGGGCCGACUCCUCCCUCACGAGCAGAAACAAAGUGAGUGAACCAGAGGCUAGAUUCAGCACGCGGCAGUCUCUGCUCAGCUCUAAUGUGGACGAUGGAGACUCGAAAAGGGCCAAACUCGCGUCUGCCUACAGCGGCAGAGGGCUGUACUCACAAACUGCCAGCACUUCAUUCAUGGGCUCAGGCCUCUCCAGCAGCACCAGAGUUUCAUCUGACAAAGAAAAUGACUCUUAUGAUUGGAGGUCGUCUCGUUUUCUCUCUCGUCAAUCAUCCACCUCGUCCUCCUCGUCUUCUUCUUCAUCCUCCAAACUUUACUCCAGGAGGGAGCUGGAAACUAAGACUGAACCCACGUACUCUAGUUUAGGAGACCGGAGGGCCACAGGGCUGUCCUCCUCAUUGUAUCAAACAGACAGAAUGACGUCCACAUAUGCACAAGGGGCACGACCAAAAGCCUCAUCUUACACUUCUACCACUUACACGCCCAGGGAAACUCGCCAUGUCCCGGCCUCCUCUUCUUCUUAUCGCUCCUCUGCGGAACAGGACCUGAGCAGCCGAUUCUCCAGUCGUUUCUCAGGGCUCCAAUCCUCCCACAAACCCAUGUCACGCCCUGAGCCCACCAAGCAUAUCUCUGAUGUCACGACCACCACGUCUCCGAGGUGGUACAGCUCCUCUCGGUCCGAAAACGCACUGCCCCCAAGACCUAUCCCGGAGGCCCCUGAAAUCGAGGGCCGCAGCUCGACGCGGAGACUGUUUUCCCGGCUUUUUUCCCGGCGUUCCAGCCAGGACUCGAGCGGGUCUUCUAGCGUUCGAUCGGUGGAAGAAGACAGUCCUUCCACGGAGUCUGUGGACAGCGAUGAAACUCCGGUGAACGUCGAUCCGCUGCUGACAGAGUCCGUAACACGCAGGCAACACCGGGUCAUGUACAACCCACUAUGUGAAGGCAACAGCCACCGAUUGGCUUCAAGGAGAGAGCCGGCCGUCAGCGAUAACCACAGUAGCAAUGCAAACCAAGCAGAUGCGGGAGGACCAUCCUGGCUUUCUUCAUCCAUUAGAAGUCGCUGUCCUCCUCUGCUCGCACGCCUCCGGCGAUACACCAGAGAUGAGAAUAACUGCCCCGCGACAACCCCAGAGUAUACAUACAGCCGCCCCCCAUAUUUGAGAAGGGCAGAUGACCAGGAAGAUGAUGAUGAUGAUGAGGACGAGGAGGAGGAGGCUCAUGAUGAGGAAAAAGAGGAGAAAGCAGGAGCAGUGGGCGUGGACGGGUUGGAAGCAGAUUGUUCCAAUGAUGCCGAAGAAGAGGAGGAAGAAGAGGAUGAUGAGGAUGUGGUGCUACCAGAUUUAGAAGAGGUUUCCCAUGUGACCCAUAGACUGGGACUAUACCAGAACUUUUCAAUGGCACCGCUGGGAGCAGAGGAGCAGCUGGAGGACCAACGGGAGAAGCCCAUAUCCCCCAAAGAUCAAGAGAAGCUGCGCAAGAUCAAGGAGAGACUGCUGAUGGAAGAGUCUGAUGAGGAGGAAGGAGACUUGUGCAGGAUCUGUCAGAUGGGUGAAGAGUCCGUCUCGAACCCUCUGAUCCAGCCGUGUCGCUGCACCGGCAGUCUGCAGUACGUGCACCAGGACUGCAUCAAGAGGUGGCUCCGCUCCAAAAUCACUUCAGGUACCAACUUGGAGGGCAUCACCACAUGUGAGCUGUGCAAAGACAAACUACGCCUGAAUCUGGAUAAUUUUGAUAUUCAGGAGCUGUAUAGAUCACAUGUGCAAUCAGAGUAUGACGACUUCAUCAGCAGUGGCUUGUACCUCGUGGUGCUGUUGCAUUUCUGCGAGCAGAGGUUCUCAGACGUCCUGGGAGCUGUGGAUGCAGCUGGGUUAUUCAACCUGGUGAGAAUCCUUCACGAACACAUGGACAGUCUUGAAAACAGAGAAGGCGAGAGGCGCGACACUCGUCCAUCUAUCGAGUUUUCUGACCUGGAUGAUGAUUUGGAGGAGUAUUAG